GACGGGUUCCCCUCUUCCUGUGUCGGGAGAUGGGCGGUGAUUGGACCGUUGCGGAGAGGGUUGUGUGGGGGAUGGAUGACGUGUGGAUGGAUGGUGCCAAUGCCGGUUCGCUGGUUAUUUUUGGAUAGAUUGCUAGACAGGGUUAUUGGCCAGGAUGUUGCGCUUGCUUGCUUGUGAAGGUGUGUAGAGUGUACUCCGUACACAACACCCAAGAUCCGUAGGCAAAUGAUAGGCGACAUAGUACUCCGUAAGCUGGUUCUCAUUCUCGGCUUACAAUCCUCCGCUAAUGCACCCGGUCGUUCUCAUCACAUCUUUGCCGCCGUGAUCUCAGCCGCCCGGAUCAUCGCGCGCCAACCCAUCCUGAAUCCUUCUACCAACCUUCCCAAGCAACCAUACCGGCACUACGUCGCUAGCUUGCUUUGGGAUGGUUUAGGCCCGGAAGUGACCACCUGCCCUCGGUCAUGCAGUGGCCAGCCAAUCCCCGCGCGGUUGAACCCUUCCUCCGGGCCUACGGGGACCGGCGCUGAAUUCGGGACCGCUGGUAGGUCAGCAGGAGACUAUCAGGCGCUGAGGACGGCACUGGACGGGAUUCAGCCGGUUGUCUGCAGGCUUUUCUAUUUUCAUCACAAGCCAGGAAGUUAUUUCUGGCAACUCCAGGGUCUGUGGGGGCUUGCUGUGAUUGGCGGUGGGUCGGUGCUAUGUACUGCUAUUCUGGGAGGGAUAUUUUUGGUAACGAGCAGCGCGUUGGAUGCGUUGAUGCAUCGAUGCAUCGCGAGAUGGAUAUAUGUAUGUGAUGCGCUGGAUUCAUUGUUGAAGGGAUCGCGUUUUGAAUGUUGUUCUUUUGAGAUAUUUUCACAUCGAGCGUACCUAAACUUGGGAGUCCUCUGGGAUAUACUCGUGCCCCUCAGUGUCCCUCGAGUCGUUCCUGCAAGGCUUGAUUUGACUGGCCGAGCAUAUCUUCCCCUCCAUGUAUCUUCUCCGCACUCUGCAGACAUUAGCAGUGUACGUUGCCCGCGCCCAUCGGUCAAUCAGAUACUGAUUCUCACACAGUAUUUCGUCACCCAGACUGGCCAUCUACCUCGACUGCAUCAUCACACAGAUCCACGGUAUGCCGCCAUGAGCGUGACGAGGAUGCAUGGUGCCCGCCCAAGCAAUGCCUCUCAGCCAAUGAAAGUUCCACGUCGGCCACCGGCCGUGAUAUCAGCGCCUGGACAAAUAUAGCACAACCCGGUGGCUGUCAGUCUUAUACAACCUUAAGCGCAUCCCCUGCAUGACGAUGGUCUUCAUCACCGGCGGGUCACGACGACUCCUGUCCAAGGAAUGUUGCUCGGCCCCGCGUAUUGUCGUGAAGGGUAUGAUACUGUUUGGUACGAGGGUUGAUGAUCGCCCGAGAGGAGCCAACGUUGGGGGGAGGGGAGGCCGUGGUCUCACUCGGGGCGUUUAAUAGGCACUGUGC
This is a messenger RNA of Aspergillus ibericus CBS 121593, 1456 nucleotides long. RefSeq lists its product as uncharacterized. The transcript has a single exon. The record is from RefSeq and is a predicted model, not a curated record. NCBI's taxonomy places the organism in Eukaryota, Fungi, Ascomycota, Eurotiomycetes, Eurotiales, Aspergillaceae. Bases 226 to 1221 code for a protein of 331 amino acids.